AUGACGUAAGUAAGACCGAUUGAUUCCAAGUUUAGGCAACACCUAAGGCAGUGUGGUCUUCGAUGAUCGGAGCAAGAGAAAUGGCGGUGGCUCGGCAGCUCCUAAAAGCUUCAUGAAACAUGAUUCAAGUAGGAAAGGCAUCCCAUGCGAUCGGCUUUUGAUCAUGAGGGGGAAUGAGACGAGGCGAAGAACUUGGACUGAGUCAGCGUUGCAUUGCUUGCAUUGAAGCCAUGUAGCCGUGCCACAUCCGUUACUCUUAGGAUUAAAGAAACACUUGUGUGCAAACAAGACUCUAAUUAGCAGUGUAUGGGGUGACGUCAUUUUCAGGCAUUGUUUCACUUAACUGAUAAAUUUAGGCAACCUGUCAGCUUCGAGCUCUAACAGCGCCAAGUCUCCAAAUUCAAUAUCCUUUUGGAGAAACGCUGGAAGCCUCUUCAAUCUUGCCUUUGCAAUCAAGCUACGCGCCAACCUAUUGAACAUGGCAGAUUAUCCUGUGUGCUGCAUCGCCGAGAUGCCCCUUACUGUCUUGAACCAACUACUUGAUCAAGCACACGCGGGCAGCGAAGAACUCGUGCCAAACAGUGAACAUGAGCUUUCCAUUGUUGAGGCAGCCAGCGAUGGCUCCAGUACACUGUCCCACAAAGUUACAGUACCGCCAUUGAACGAUGACUUCAAGCCAUUCAUUGCUAGCUCUCUAGAGGAUGCAGCCCAGAAUGUUGGCAAAGCUGUGUACUUUGCUGUUCUUGAUCACCAAUCUACAACUGAUGGCUCCGCCACUCUGGUGCAUUGUCAGAAGGAUAGCCCUCUAGCAACCGCUCGGGUCACGUUCAAAUCGGUUCAGAGCCUCCUUGUGUCGCUUUCCAUGGCAACCAUAGGCUUCGAAGAGAUCAGCAGUAUUGCCAGUUCUCAAGGCGGUAUCUACGGAAGGGCUGCGGAAACCCCCAGAAAAGGGGCACCGGCUCCACGAAUGAGGCUUGGUGGUAACUGAGCAACAGUAUUGCGGUUAAAUUAAGUCUUGUUUCAAAAACCCCAGGCGGAUUGGCUGCACGAAUCUUUGGGCCUUUGUGUGGGGAUCAUCCUGGCUCGAACAAUUAAUUGUAGUAGAGUUAUGCAAAGCAAGCAUUUCAUCAGAUAGUCUUUCAGUGAAUACAAGAAGACUGUGUUCUAUUUCGAA
Messenger RNA from Xylaria bambusicola, 1174 nucleotides. RefSeq lists its product as uncharacterized. Lineage: Eukaryota; Fungi; Ascomycota; Sordariomycetes; Xylariales; Xylariaceae. The annotation marks the transcript as partial. The transcript is spliced from 2 exons. The record is from RefSeq and is a predicted model, not a curated record.